This is a messenger RNA of Budorcas taxicolor (takin), 2020 nucleotides long. It is a transcript of the gene SLC29A3, whose product is annotated as solute carrier family 29 member 3. Gene Ontology annotation, biological process: nucleoside transmembrane transport. The transcript has 7 exons. Lineage: Eukaryota; Metazoa; Chordata; Mammalia; Artiodactyla; Bovidae. Gene Ontology annotation, molecular function: nucleoside transmembrane transporter activity. Bases 1 to 1500 code for a protein of 499 amino acids. Gene Ontology annotation, cellular component: Golgi apparatus; plasma membrane. The record is from RefSeq and is a predicted model, not a curated record.
AUGAACAAGGGCAACUCCGGCCCCUCCGGGCAUGUGACAAUAACGAGCGUAGACGUCAGGUCAAAGCAGAGAGACGUGGCCAUCAUCUCAGAAGAUGACUUUCGUCAUACCUCCAAUUCCACCUACAGAACUGCAAGCAGCUCCCUCCAAGCUGACCAAGAAGCACUGCUUGAGAAGCUGCUGGACUGCCCGCCACCCAGCCUGCAGAGGCCCGAGGACCGCUACAACGGUACCUACAUCAUCUUCUUCAGCUUGGGCAUCGGCAGCCUGCUGCCAUGGAACUUCUUUGUCACGGCCCAGGAGUACUGGAUAUUCAAACUCAGCAACUGCUCCAGCCCAGCCACUGGGGAGGAGCCUAAGGACUCAGACAUCCUGAACUACUUUGAGAGCUACCUGGCCGUCGCCUCCACUGUUCCUUCCGUGCUGUGCCUCACGCUGAACUUCCUGCUUGUCAACAGGGUUCCAGUUCGUGUCCGCGUGCUGGCCUCGCUGACGAUCAUGCUGGCCAUCUUCAUGGUGAUGACCGUGCUGGUGAAGGUGGACACCUCCUCCUGGACCCACAGCUUCUUCACCAUCACCAUCGUCUGCAUGGUGAUCCUCAGCGGCACCUCUACCAUCUUCAAUAGCAGCGUCUUCGGCAUGACUGGCUCCUUCCCCAUGAGGAAUUCCCAGGCUCUGAUAUCAGGAGGAGCCAUGGGGGGCACCCUCAGCGCCGUGGCCUCGCUGGUGGACCUCGCGGUGGCCAGUGACGUGACAGACAGCACCCUGGCCUUCUUCCUGACGGCGGACAUCUUCCUGGCGCUCUGCAUCGGGCUCUACCUGCUGCUGCCGCGGCUGGACUAUGCCAGGUACUACAUGAAACCUGUCUGGCCAACCGUGUUUUCUGGUGAAGAGCAGCUGCCCCAGGACACCCCCAACCCCACUUCGGUGGCCCCGGGAUCCAGCGACCCCCAGACGCCACCCCUUGGCCCCAUCCUGAAGAAGACCACUGGCCUGGGCUUCUCUAUCGUCUAUCUCUUCUUUAUCACCAGCCUCAUCUUCCCCGCCAUCUGCACAAACAUUGAAUCCCUCAGCAGGGGCUCGGGCUCGCCGUGGAGCACCAAGUUCUUCGUCCCCCUCACCACCUUCCUCCUGUACAACUUUGCCGACCUGUGUGGCCGGCAGAUCACGGCCUGGAUCCAGGUGCCCGGGCCCAGAAGCAAGGCGCUCCCCGGGCUCGCGCUCCUCCGGACCAGCCUCGUCCCCCUCUUUGUGUUCUGCAACUACCAGCCCCGUCGCCACCUGCGCACGGUGCUCUUCCAGUCUGACGUGUACCCGGUGCUUCUCACCUCGCUGCUGGGGCUCAGCAACGGCUACCUCAGCACUCUGGCUCUCAUCUAUGGGCCCAAGAUUGUGCCGCGGGAGCUGGCUGAGGCCACCGGGGUGGUGAUGACCUUUUACGUGUGCCUGGGCCUGGUGCUUGGCUCCGCCUGCUCUGCCCUGCUCGUGCACCUCAUCUAGGAAGGGCUGUGACUGGACUUCAGUGCUGCAUGGCACCCGGGGGCUUCAGCAAGAUGGGCAGGAAGUGCCAGAAGGUGCCAGGUGGCGAGCAGGAAGGGCUGGAGUUGGUCUCUGCAGAGCCCAGCACGCACCCGGGCCUGGUUGCUCCCAGGGUUCUGGGACUAGUGCCAUUCCCAGGCCAGGCAGACAUUCCAGACACUUCAACAGAUGUCCUGAGACAUUUCAGGACCAAAGACACCUGAAUAAGACACAGUUACCAGAUACACAGUCAGAAAACUCUUCGCCAAUGGGCACAUUCCACCUGUCAUUUUUCCCUCUUGGGAACUGUGUUGCCAGGAUUUGGCUCUGAGUUGUUAGUGGGUGAGUGCCAAGACUGUCUCCAGUCCCAGCCUUGCUCCUUCCAGCUAAUGGCAAGAUGCGAGACUCCUUAGCCCUCCUCCCAGGGGAAGUCCCCCUGGGAUAGCCAGUCCUCAGGCCUAAGACCCAAGCCUGUGCAAACCCCACUUUCCACUAACCAGAC